GUGGGACUUAAAAACAGAUUGGCCAACUGCCACUAUGAGCCCACCAACCCACAAGUCCCAACCCAUUUGCUUUAACUCCCCCAUCUCUCUUAGCUUCCCUUAUUAACAGGCCUGGAGCUAGAGAAGUGAGAGAAACAAGAGAGUGAACUCCAAGCUCCAAGUUUCUCUCUUUUCUCCCUCUCCUCUGUUUUUUUAAUACUUUACAACUAGCUCUUCAACCACUCAAGCUGAGGGAGACAUGGAAGUGGCCAUGGAAUUGGAGGAUGAUGUGUUCUUUGCCGACUUGAGCAAGCAAAUAUCACUCCUUAUCAUGGACGAUGACGAAGAGGAUCCACCUGCAACUUGUCCACCUGUUUCUUUCCAGGCUUUCUCUCAAACCUACUAUCCCAGUGUGUUCUCUCCUUUGUUGUAUGAACCAAGUUGUGGAAGGGAAAGCAAGGGAACUGGAGUUUUCAUUCCCAAGUCAUCUUUGCCCAGAAGGAAGAACAGACAGGGAAGAUAUACUUCAUUUAACUCCAAAUCCUGCAAACAGUACUCUUAUAAAUCAAAAGGAGCUCCUCAUGUAGCCUCUAGGAAUGACCCAUCUAGUAAUUCUUUUAACUCCAAGAAGAACUGAAGAGAAGAGACUCCAAGGAGCUGUAUACUUAAAUAAAUUCCACUAAUUGCAGUUUAUGUUCUAAUAGGCUAAGAUCUUGCUCUCCAUGGUGUUUCUGUACAUUAAAAUAGAUUAGUUCUCUAUGGAUUUGGGUAGGGAGUACGUUUUUUAUAUUAUUUUUCUUUUUUUAUUUGGGGAGGUCACCUAAGGUUUUCCACCUCUUCUCUUAUGAAAUAUGUAUGGUUGUUCUUUAGACUGAUAAAAGAUUCGCUUCUCUUCA
This is a messenger RNA of Macadamia integrifolia, 875 nucleotides long. RefSeq lists its product as uncharacterized. Bases 239 to 616 code for a protein of 125 amino acids. The transcript has 2 exons. The record is from RefSeq and is a predicted model, not a curated record. NCBI's taxonomy places the organism in Eukaryota, Viridiplantae, Streptophyta, Magnoliopsida, Proteales, Proteaceae.